Saitoella complicata NRRL Y-17804 is the source of this 741-nucleotide messenger RNA. RefSeq names its product 3-hydroxyanthranilate 3,4-dioxygenase. The transcript is spliced from 2 exons. Gene Ontology annotation, biological process: quinolinate metabolic process; 'de novo' NAD+ biosynthetic process from L-tryptophan. Gene Ontology annotation, molecular function: 3-hydroxyanthranilate 3,4-dioxygenase activity; iron ion binding. The coding region runs from base 44 to 568 and encodes 174 amino acids. Lineage: Eukaryota; Fungi; Ascomycota; Saitoellomycetes; Saitoellales; Saitoellaceae. The record is from RefSeq and is a predicted model, not a curated record. Gene Ontology annotation, cellular component: cytoplasm.
CCGACAUCUCGAGACGUACUUUACGUAUUUCACCACCAACAGCAUGUCUCUGGCCUCACCGCUCAAUCUUCCCAAAUGGCUCGAGGAAAAUAGCCAUCUUCUGAAACCCCCCAUCAACAACUACUGUGCUCAGAGAGGCGGUUUCACAGUUAUGAUUGUAGGCGGCCCCAAUGCCAGGACCGACUAUCACAUAAACGAGACCCCCGAGUGGUUUUACCAGUACAAGGGAGCUAUGCUCUUGAAGGUUGUUGAGGAUUCACUUACAGACAACCCUAAGUUCCGCGACAUCAAAAUUGGCGAAGGAGAGAUGUUCCUGCUGCCCCCAAAUACUCCGCACAAUCCUGUAAGGUUUACGGAUACAGUGGGAAUCGUCCUUGAGCAGGACCGUCCUGAAUCUAGUCUGGACAGGUUGAGGUGGUACUGUGCUGAGUGCAAGAGUGUUGUCUUUGAGGAUACGUUCCACUGUACAGAUCUUGGCACUCAGAUCAAGAGUGCGGUAGAGGGUUUUGCAAACGAUGAAGAAAAGAGAAAGUGCCCCAAGUGUGGUGUUGUCGCACAAACCAAGUAAACCGACCGAGAAUGCAAGCAUGUGUACAAUAGCUAUCGUUGGAGCACAUGAUAUAUUUACAACUCCGAGUUAUUUAUGCCUUUCCAAAAAUAACGUACAUGUCUAACGCCACCUGAAAGAUAUGAUUACACCAUCCAUUUUAAAGCUCAUCAUGACCGAAGUCAUAAUCAUCG